GUAUUUCUAGCAAUUAGAGAUGCGUUGUGGAAAGCGAGCUGCCUUUCACUGGGGCAGAUAGUAUUUGGCAGUUGAUUGGGGCAGAAACACCAUCCUUCCCUCCCAAGCAGGCCUAUCCAUAAUUACAACCCACCAUCCUCAUUUGGUAAUCGCAUCGCUUCGCAUCGCAUCGCUAAUCUGCUAAUCGAAUCUGCUAAUCGCAUUGCGUCGGAUCAGUCUUGCUCGCGAGCUGCCUUUCACUGGAGCGUCAUCUGCCUGGCGAUUUGUCUCGCGAAUUUCGCAUCCCAUCGUCACUGAGUGACCCGUGCACCACGCGCCGCGUUGCUCGUCGCUCGUCGCGUCGUCCCCCUCGCCGCCAUGCAGAAGGCAUCGCGGCCGGGCGACGCGGGCAUGUCGAGCAUGGAGCGAGUGAAUGCGGAGCUCUUCACGCUGACGUACGGCGCCAUGGUGCGGCAGCUGCUGACGGACCUGGAGGACAUAGAGGAGGUCAACAAGCAGCUGGAUGCAAUGGGUUACAACAUUGGGGUGCGGCUGAUAGACGAGUUUCUCUCCAAGGCCAAUGUCACGCGCUGCUCUGACUUCAAGGAAACUGCUGACAUCAUUGCAAAGCUCGGCUUCAAGAUGUUUCUGGGCGUGACGGCCACGGUGACCAACUGGAACGCAGAGGGCAGCGAGUGCAGCCUGGUGCUGGACGACAACCCCCUGGUGGACUUCGUUGAGCUCCCAGAGUCCUGCAGCUCCUUGGUCUACUGCAACCUGCUGUGCGGUGUCAUCAGGGGGGCGCUGGAACAGGUAUCGCUACGGGUAGAGGUGAAGUUUGUGCGCGACAUGCUGCGGGGUGACGACGCGUUUGAAAUGAGGGUGAAGCUCAUAGAGCAGAUGGCCGAGGUGUACCCCUUCAAAGAUGCCGACUAACCCCAUACUCCACGCGGACUAGUGCUGCAGCAGUCAUUGUUGCCUUGUACUGUAUUUACAAUGCGACUGAGAUGAGGGUGAAGCUCAUAGAGCAGAUGGCCGAGGUGUUCACCUUCAAGGACGCCGACUAGCGGCUACCAGUGCGCUGCACUCCAUGGGCCAUGGUGCUGCUCUGCUGGAUUCCAAUAUUUACCAAUACC
Messenger RNA from Closterium sp. NIES-67, 1115 nucleotides. The record is from the annotation of a GenBank genome assembly. NCBI's taxonomy places the organism in Eukaryota, Viridiplantae, Streptophyta, Zygnematophyceae, Desmidiales, Closteriaceae.